Molecule: messenger RNA, 2613 nt
Organism: Ailuropoda melanoleuca (giant panda)
Lineage: Eukaryota; Metazoa; Chordata; Mammalia; Carnivora; Ursidae
Gene: VIPR1
Product: vasoactive intestinal peptide receptor 1
Exons: 13
Coding region: 166-1419 (417 amino acids)
Biological process (GO): cell surface receptor signaling pathway; adenylate cyclase-modulating G protein-coupled receptor signaling pathway
Cellular component (GO): plasma membrane
Molecular function (GO): vasoactive intestinal polypeptide receptor activity; G protein-coupled peptide receptor activity; peptide hormone binding
Source: RefSeq, a predicted model, not a curated record
CCGGCUCCGGGCCGCCCGCCGCGGGUUCAGGGCGGACCAUGCGCCGGACCGGCCCGCCGCCCGCCCGCUGGCUCUGCGUGCUGGUCAGCGCCCUCGCCUGCGCCCUCGGCCGCGAGUGGCCAGGCAACCAACCUGCAGUGGGAGGAGGAAUGUUACCAUCUGCGGAUGAUCGAGGUGCAGCGCAAGAGGUGCCUGGAGGAAGCCCAGCUGGAGAACGACACAGCAGGCUGCAGCAAGAUGUGGGACAACCUCACCUGCUGGCCAGCCACCCCUCCAGGCCAGGUGGUUGUCUUGGCCUGCCCCCUCAUCUUUAACCUCCUUUCCCCAACUCAAGGCCGCAACGUGAGCCGUAGCUGCACCAGCGAGGGCUGGAUGGACCUGGAGCCUGGCCCCUACCCUGUUGCCUGUGGCUGGGAUGACAAGGCGUCAGAUUUGGACCAGCAACAGCGGUCAAUGUUCUACAGUUCCGUGAAGACCGGCUACACCAUUGGCCACAGCCUGUCCCUUGCUGCCCUUCUGGUUGCCACGGCCAUCUUGAGCCUGUUCAGGAAGCUCCACUGCACCCGGAACUACAUCCACAUGCACCUCUUCAUCUCCUUCAUCCUGAGGGCCGCCUCUGUCUUCAUCAAAGACUUGACCCUCUUCGACAGCGAGGAGUCGGACCAUUGCACCAAGGGCUCGGUGAGCUGUAAGGCAGCCAUGGUCUUAUUCCAGUACUGUGUCAUGGCGAACUUCUUCUGGCUGCUGGUGGAGGGCCUCUACCUGCACACCCUGCUUGCCGUCUCCUUCUUCUCUGAGCGGAAGUACUUCUGGGGGUACAUACUCAUCGGCUGGGGGGUGCCUAGCACAUUCACCGUUGUGUGGGCCAUCAUCAUGAUCCAUUUUGAAGAUUAUGGAUGCUGGGACACCAUCAACUCCUCAUUGUGGUGGAUCAUACAGGCCCCCAUCCUCACCUCCAUCUUGGUGAACUUUAUCCUAUUUAUUCGCAUCAUCCGAAUCCUGGUUCAGAAACUUCGGUCCCCAGAUGUUGGGAAGAGUGACAGCAGCCCAUACUCGAGGCUGGCCAAGUCCACCCUUCUGCUGAUUCCCCUGUUUGGAGCACACUACUUCAUGUUCGCCUUCUUUCCCCACAACUUUAAAGCUGAAGUGAAAAUGGUCUUCGAGCUCGUCGUGGGAUCUUUCCAGGGUUUUGUGGUGGCCAUCCUCUACUGCUUCCUCAAUGGCGAGGUGCAGGCGGAGCUGCGGCGGAAGUGGCGGCGCUGGCACCUGAAGGGCAUCUUGGGCUCGAAGCUCAAAUACCAUCACCCCUCGGGAGGCAGCAACGGGGCCACGUGCAGCACGCAGGUGUCCAUGCUGACCCGCGUCAGCCCCGGCGCGCGCCGUUCCUCCAGCUUCCAGGCCGAAGUCUCCCUGGUCUGACCGCCGGGCGGCCACCCCCGGGGACGGCACCGUGGACGGAGGCGGGCCCCGGCCCUGGGCUUGGAGACUGUCCCGACCCCCAGGCCACUGUCCAGACGCCCCUAGAGAUCUCUGCCCUGGCGUUUUCCCGAGGAGAGGAGGGCGCACAGAUGCGGGAGCCAUUUCUCCGCGAGCAGGUGCGCUGAGUGCUCGGACCCGGGAAGGUGCGGGCUGGAGCUCCGUCGGCAGAGGGGGACGCAAAGUCCCCUCCGCAAAGUCCCCUCCACCGAUCGAGGGCCAGAAAUCCACACGCUCACCUGACUCCGCGCCCGUCGCUCUCAGGAGCCACCCAGGAAGGCCACCGCCGGUCCCCUCACGGUGCCGGUGGGAACGUGGAGUGCGCCGAGGACGCAGAGAUCUUGCUCCUAAAGGCCACCCGCCGCCACCACCUCCACAGGGCCUGAAGCUCCGCCGUGGCUGUCAAGUUCCUUUGGGUGAAGCAUUGCCCUUUCAGGCAUCUCUUCCAAGAUGCAGUCCCCUCCCCCAGCGCCGUCCUCGGGGCUGCCGGCUCCUCCCUGUGGAGGAGUUCCUCUGCCUCAGGCAGGUGCGGGUCUGAUAGGGAGUUUCGUUUGGGGUGCACAGGUGUGUCCAGAGUCCCCGCUGAAGUGGAGCGGUCCCAGGAUGGCUGGGACAGUUGAGACUGCUCUACGAGCUGUGGAAGCUUCCCUUGUCUGUCCACCUGUGUGCCGACUAUUAGAACCAGGCUCAGAGACGGGCACUCCUGAGGCCCUUACUCCUCACAUACUCAGUAAGGUGGGAGCUUCGGUCCCUAUUUCUCAGAUCAGGACACAGUCUCACAGAGCACGGUACCUCGCCUGUCACCCAGCUAGGGUUUGAUCCCAGCUCUGACUGACUGGCAAGUGAAAGCACAGGCUCUUAACUGCUGCAUUUUAUAUAUUGUAACAAGCUGAAUCCUCUUGGUUAUUUGUAUCACCACUAAUAUUAUUACCACCCUGCCGGCAACGCUAUUCCCACCCGACCCAGCCUGGAGUGGGGCCGAGGAGUCCUCUGCCCCCUAUGUCAUCCAGACCAGAGACUGCUGGUUGUGGCAGCCUAUGUCUACCCUGCACCCUGCAGCCACAUGGCUUCCUGCCCACGCCCCAGCCAGAAGACCCCCUCAGUUCUGCAAACAGGCUUGUACAACAAUAAAUGGUG